Trichoderma atroviride IMI 206040 is the source of this 3051-nucleotide messenger RNA. Lineage: Eukaryota; Fungi; Ascomycota; Sordariomycetes; Hypocreales; Hypocreaceae. The record is from RefSeq and is a predicted model, not a curated record.
AUGCCCACGCAUGGCCCGCCGUCUCCGAUCCUCCAGAAAAGCGUCAAGCGUCAGCGGCAGGACUCGUACGACGGCACGUCAUCGCGCAACGGCUUCUCGAGCCCUGAGCAGCAAGCCGGCGAUGCGAAUCUGGGAGGGGCUGCGAGGAGCACCACCAGCGGUCGCAGCGAGGCCAGUACCUCGGCUGCUCCUGGCCAGAGCAGCAACUUUCGCAACGUGAGCGCGUGCAAUCGCUGUCGACUGCGCAAAAACAGGUGCGAUCAGAAGCUGCCCAGCUGUGCAAGCUGCAGCAAGGUCGGCGUCUCUUGCGUUGGCUAUGACCCUAUAACCAAAAAGGAGAUUCCGAGAAGCUAUGUCUUCUAUCUUGAAACCCGCGUGGAGGUGCUGGAGAAGCUCCUGGAAUCCAGCAAUAUCCCGUUCCCGCCGGCAGAAGAUCUCGACGUAUGCUCCCGCCCUGGAGCAGACGGCAGCUUCCCGGCCGUACGAGAUACUACCAACUACUCCAGCCACUCGGAAUACGCAGAUCACCGCACCCCGCGGCCUCACAGCCACCAUGGCCAGAGACUGGAUGGUGCGAUGCUUCCAGCCAAGAAGCAGGGCGACCAGAGCCCUGCCAUGAUGAAUAUUGUUAGCUCAUCGAAGCCGCGAUCGCUUGCCUCUACAUCAGGUGUCUCGUUUGCCCGUGUUGUGCUUGCAGCCGUCCAGUAUUCGGUUCCAGACCAGAAUGGCGGCUCAGAGAAGCCUGUUUCUUCUCAUCACCCGAAUCCGGCUGGGGCCGGUACUUCUAUGCGCGACUCUUUCUUCGGGCUACAUACCCGGCCCACCAUCCAACCGGCCACCUUUCCGACCCGGGACGUGGCUAUGCGUCUAGUGACACUUUACUUUGAGCACGCAAAUCCGCAGAUUCCCAUUCUGCACCGCGGGGAGUUUAUGCGCACCUUUGAGCGGGCGUAUGCAACCGAUGGCCCGGAUCUUAGCGCGAGGGAACUGUACAUGCUCAACAUGGUCUUUGCCAUUGGCUGUGGUGUCAUUGUUGGCGAGCCAAUCAAAGCAGAGGCUUCCAGUGGUGGUGGACUGUCGUUUCAACGCAACAGGAAUCAGUGCCAGCCGGAGGAGUACCAUGCAAGCGCAAUCGUCCACCUGGAAGAGUGUCUCAGCAGCAGCGGAGGUGGGCUUGAGGUGCUGCAGGCCGUUCUUUUGCUUGCCAACUUUGCACUUCUCCGACCAGUUCCGCCUGGCCUAUGGUACAUCACUGGCGUGGCAGUGCGUCUUGCGGUUGAUCUUGGCCUCCACCACGAAGACGGAGGGGAUGUAGGCAACGGCGGUGGGCAGCAUUCCUCUGGCCAUAAUCGCCCUGAUGGUUCUGUAAACGAACCGCGGGACCCCAGCGGUGGUGGCCCUGACCGACCGAGGCGUCUUUGGAUCCGUGACAUGAGACGGCGAUUGUGGUGGUGUACUUAUUCGUUUGACCGGCUUGUAAGCACCUGCGUUGGUAGACCGUUUGGUAUCAGCGACCAUGUCAUCACGACCGAGUUUCCUUCCAUUCUUGACGAUGACUUUAUCACACCCAAUAGCUUUGGUAGUCCACGCCCAUCCAGCGAAGAGCCGAGCUACAAGCGCGUGGCUCACCAUUAUUUCAGGCUGCGCAUCCUGCAGUCGGAGAUCCUUCAAGUCCUGCAAUAUAAUCAGGCGCAAAUCGCCAGAACUGGAGCCCAAGCGAGGACACUCUACCCUGAGAUGAACAGACAGCUGCCAUCCCCGUAUCUUGUCCAGUUUGACUCGUAUAGAUCAUGGCGAAUUGACAUUGACCGGAGGCUUCGUGAAUGGAAGGACCAAGCGCCUUCAAAGCAUGAAACCGGGGUAGCAUUCUCGACCGAGUUCCUGGACCUCAACUACUGGCAAGCCAUUGUGCUGUUGUAUAAACAGAGCCUGAGUAUCCCCGCCAUGUUUGAGGGAGAGUAUAAUCCCUCCAACGAGGUCAACAGCCCUACGGCCUUUACUGCCGAACUGCGAGAAGAUGAAGAGCGCAUAUACCUCAAAGUUGCUGAAGCAGGGCAAAAGAUUCUGCGGAUAUAUAGACAGCUGCAUCUGAGCAGCCUCGUAAGCUACACGUAUCUGUCUACCCACCAUUUGUUCAUGGCAGGCAUAUCAUAUCUUUACGCUAUAUGGCACUCUCCUACUGUGAGAAGCCGCCUGACUAUGGAUGAAGUAGACUUUACAGUGCUGGCAGCAAAGUCGGUAUUCACCGACAUGAUUGACAAAUGCCCACCGGCAGAAACUUGUCGCGACGCUUUUGAUCGAACCGCCAAGGCCACCAUCCAGAUGGCCACGUCGAAAGGCGGCUUUGGUUCGCCCGUCAUGCAAUCGCGGCGACCACCCACUCGAAGAGAGACUACUAAUUGGGCUUCCCCUACGCCUUCAGAUGUCACGUCCAAGAGGCCGCCGGCGCCUCGACACCGGCAUCCAUCCCAGCAUCAGUAUCAGCAGCCUGAACAACACCACCAUCAGCAGCACCAGCAGCAGUUCCAGCUUGACAUGGCAAUGGGCGACAGCUUAUCCUCACCCAGCCUCUCAACCGGUGGAGAUAUGGCCACGCCACCAGUGACAAUGGCUCACUCACACAGCCUUGGCCGACCAAGCCCCUCGCGGCGAACAGGCAGCUACGACGACGGAAGCUCCGUGGUCGACCAAUCAAUGAUUGCCUCGCCUGCUGUGCCUCGCCAGGCCACGCCCAGCAGCACCAGCGGCGGGAACCCGUUCCUGACUCCACAACCCCAGCAGCAGCAACAGUUUGGGAUGCACGAGUACCCGGAUGCACAAACAAUGGACUUUUUGCAGACACUGGGCACUGGGUCCAAUGGCGGUGGCUUUGGAGGCGGCAUGGACCAAGGCCAGAUGGACUUUGGCUUUGGCCUGAACUGGGAGGGCAUGCACAAUGACUACGCAGAGGCAUCGUCGUCGGCGAUGAAUCCCUUUGAUUCGUUCUUCUUUGGCGGGCCUCAGGGAGGGAAUGCCGCAUUUGGUGGAUCGAAUGGCUCUGGCGGACAGAAU